AUGGCUUCAGCAUUGGAAGUGGCUAAUUGCAUUCGCUGUCUCGCGGCGGAUAUUGUCCAAGGGGCGAAAUCAGGUCACCCCGGCACCCCCAUGGGGAUGGCCCCCGUGGCGACGGUGCUGUGGACUGAGGUGAUGUCUUACCUCGGCUCGGACCCCAGCUGGCCCGAUCGCGAUCGUUUUGUCCUCUCCAACGGCCACGGCUGCGCGUUGUUGUAUUCCUUGCUCCACAUGUCUGGCUACGCGCUCGGGAUGGAUGAGUUAAAGCGGUUUCGCCAGAUCGGCUCACGCACCCCAGGGCAUCCCGAGCGGGGGUGGACGCCCGGGGUGGAGGUCACGACAGGGCCGCUCGGACAGGGUAUUGCGAACGCCGUCGGGCUCGCGAUUGCCGAGGCCAACCUCGCCGGGACCUUCAACCGCCCCGAGCUCGAUAUUGUCAACCACUGGACCUAUGUCUUCUGUGGGGAUGGGUGUUUGAUGGAGGGGAUAUGCGUUGAGGCCCUCUCCCUGGCUGGGCACCUUUGUCUGGAGAAGUUGGUGGUGGUGUACGAUAGCAACCAAAUCACCAUUGAUGGCUCCACCAGUCUCGCUUUCACGGAGAAAGUUCGGCAAAAACACGAAUCCAUGAACUUCCACGUAAUUGAGGUGGAUAAUGCUGAUAAUGACUUCACGGCAUUACGAAAUGCCUUCACUGAGGCCAAGUCAGUGCGCGGAAAGCCCAAGUUUAUCCUUAUCAAGACGACCAUUGGUUAUGGGUCGAAGCUUCAGGGCACAGAAAAAGUACACGGCGCGCCACUCGGCGAUGAGGAUAUUGCGGUGCUGAAGCGCAAAUUUGGACGCGACCCCAGCAAAAAGUACUACAUUGAUGAUGCCGUGUACGAGGUCUUCCGCAAGCAUGCGCAGAAGUGCGAACAAACGCAUCGCGAGUGGGACGAGAAGAUGGCGAAGUACACAAAGCAAUACCCCAAGGAGGCUGCCGCCUUUAAGGCACGGAUGAAAGGAGAGUUGCCGACGGGAUGGGAUGCGACGCUCCCGCUAAACGACAAGCCGGUGGCGACGCGUAAGGCGAGCGAGAACUGCCUUGCGGCUCUACUGCCGGCCUUACCCUUUAUUAUUGGCGGCUCCGCGGACCUCACGCCGAGCAACCUAACCCACCCGGCCUCGGCGAACCUGUGCGAUUUCACCCCCUUGACGCCGGAAGGGCAGUAUGUUCGCUUUGGGGUGCGUGAGCACGGGAUGCUUGGGAUCGCCAACGGGAUCGACGCCCACGGGGGGCUUCUGCCCUACACGGGGACGUUUCUCACGUUUUUUGGCUACGGCCUUGGUGCGCUGCGGCUGGCGGCGUUAAGCCAUCAUCACGUGAUCUACGUCGCGACCCACGACAGCGUCGGCCUCGGCGAGGAUGGGCCGACGCACCAACCCGUCGAGAUCGUUGCGAUGCUGCGAGCGAUUCCCAAUUUACUCGUCUUUCGCCCCACCGACCAGACGGAGACGAGUGGGGCCUGGGCCGCGGCGAUUCGCGCCCAACACCGCCCUUCCAUUCUUUGUUUAAGCCGGCAAAACACCACCCCCCAGCCCACUUCUUCUUUGGAGGGGGUGGAGAAGGGGGCCUACCCCCUCCGCGAGGUGGAGAAUCCCCAGCUGUUGAUUCUCUCCAGCGGUGCGGAAGUCGGGAUCGCAAUGGAGGCCGUCGCGCUGCUGUCGGAUUUGAGGGUGGGGGUGGUUUCGAUGCCCUGCCAGGAGCUUUUUGAGGAGCAGCCGAGGAGAUAUCGGGAGUCCGUCAUCCCAAAUGGCAUCCCCGUCAUUUCUGUUGAGCCCUACGUCUCUUUUGGAUGGGAGAGGUACUCGCACGUUCAUGUGGGGAUGACCGGGUUUGGGGCCUCCGCUCCGGGUGAAGUGCUGUUUAAACACUUUAAUAUCACCCCUGAGAAGGUCGCCGAGGUGGGUCGCAAGUUGAUUGAGCGCUUUCCGAACGGAACGGCUCCUCUCAAGACGUGCCAUCUGUGA
Messenger RNA from Phytomonas sp. Hart1, 2004 nucleotides. The record is from the annotation of a GenBank genome assembly. Lineage: Eukaryota; Euglenozoa; Kinetoplastea; Trypanosomatida; Trypanosomatidae.